Messenger RNA from Acanthocheilonema viteae, 3993 nucleotides. NCBI's taxonomy places the organism in Eukaryota, Metazoa, Nematoda, Chromadorea, Rhabditida, Onchocercidae. The record is from the annotation of a GenBank genome assembly.
AUGGGAAAUGGUGAAAGUAUUGUGGUAUGUAAUAAGAAUCAGUUGGAUUUAGUACAACGAAUUAUUCAACAAAAGGCAAUUUUUGCUCGUAGAUGUGAAAUUCGAAGACGACGAAUUAAACUAAUUAUUGAGGCGAUAUGCAGUGGUCUCUGUAGAGAUGAAAAUGAUCUGGAAAAUUUGCUCUCAUUAUUGUUUUUCGAAGGAAAAUUAACGAUAAAAGAUGAGCUUAAUUUUCUCAUUGAAAGAAAAUUGAUUUGUCAUCAAAAAGGACUACGUGGGACUCAGUUAGGCCGAGCUGUAUUCACAUCAUCAUUAUCACCGGAUAUUGCAUUACAAGUUUAUGACGAUCUUGAAAAGGCCAUGCGUUCUUUAGCUUUGGAUACUGAGCUUCAUUUACUUUAUUUGGUGACACCACUGCAUAAUGAUUCCAUCUGGAUGAAUUACAUUGAUUGGAGUGUUUAUUACAACAUUUGGUCUAAAUUGCCUAUCAAUUUACAAAGAGUGGGUAAAAUGAUUGGUAUUCGUGACAGUUUCAUUCUUGGAAAAAUUCAAGGCAGACGAGCUACCGAAGCAGGCAAUAUGCAGGUGCAUUUACGUUUUCUUUCUGCAUUGGCACUUUUUGAUUUAAUAAGAGAGUGUCCACUCGGUGAUGUUGCUCGACGUUUUCAUAUCAAUCGUGGAGCUUUACAAACUUUACAACAACAAUCAGCAACAUAUGCCUAUAUGGUUGUGACAUUUUGCGAAAAACUUGGCUGGAUUUAUUUACGAAGUGUAUUAGAUGGAUUUUCCGAACGGUUAACAUUUGGUGUCCGUAAGGAUUUGACGGAAUUGGUUCAAAUUGAAGGAAUUGACGGGAGAAGAGCUCGAGCUUUCCACAAUGCUAACGUGACAACAGUUCCUGCAUUAGCUACUACUUCAAUUGACGAUAUUGCGAAAAUUUUACGAUCUGUGGUUCCCUAUGUUAGGCGUGAUAACAAUGAAGGAUUGAAUCGUUGGCUUGCUGGAGAAGGUUUAAUGACAGAUGUUGAAGCGGCUCAAAUAUUAAUUCAACGUUCCCGUCUAUAUCUUCACUCUUCUAUCAGGGCUUUCGGCAUAUUCUCGGAUACCAAGAUUAAUUCAUUAUUUUCUGCGGUGACAUCAGUUUGUGAAACUAAUCGUGAUAGCUUGGGUGUCAUAAGUGAUAAAUGCGAUAAUAGUAUGGAUCCUGAUUCUCUGCUUUCAGAUAUUGAACUUACUUCACGUGAUUUCUUUAUGCAUGAAAAUUUUCCAGUCACAAAUACUUCUAAAAAUUCGAAAGAACAGAGUAUAACAAGCACUCAAAGUUUAACCCAACCAUCAGAAAUAAUUGAAAAACGACCACCAAAAAUGAAAUUACCAGAAAAUGAUAAGUUGGAGGAGAAAAUACCUGAUCAUCCAGCAACUAAUCAAGAGAAUCCGGUUAUUCCGGAUAGGUUAGACGUGGACAAUGUUGAACAGCUAUGCAUGAAUUUUGCCAAUACUUCGAUGUCGGAUGAAACAUUGUUACAUUUUGGCUGUAGUCAGUAUUCCCGUAAAAUUGAUCAAAUUACUCAAGCAUUAAAUGCUAUUACUGUUCUAGCUAAGAACGAGAAAUCUGGUGAAAUUAAAUCAGAAAAGCACCAAGAUGAAUUUAGUAAUUUAAAAAUAUUUGAAUCGUUGGAUAUUUUUAAUUCGAAUUCUAACACAAAUGAAAUUCAAAUGAUUGCAACAACGACAGCAACAUCAACAGCUAUUCUUGGAAUGCAAAAUGAUAAUGUAGAGAAUGAUGAUGAGAAGAGUUCUAAAUUGAUGAAAUCGUUGAUAAAUCAAUUAAACGAACCGUUAUUAGCAACUGAAUGUGUUAUGUCACAACAAACAAUUUUUGAAAGGAUUGAAGAAGAAAAAGAAAUUGUUGUAAAUUCGGAUGAAAGUAUUGGAGAUCGAUCGAUUUUUGAUCGUAGUAAAGAUUUGUUUGAUCGAACAUUUUGUUCAUCGAUUAGUUCGCAAUCAUUUAAUACACCACAGAAUUCAUCAUAUUGCUUAAAACGUAUUGGUCGACGAUCUUCAAUUAAUCAAUCGCCAAGAUCACCGAGUUUCCAAAGUCCCUUGCAUAAAAUGUUGAAAUUUGGAUCAUCUUUUACGAAAUCAAUGGAAAAAGAAAUUAAAUCUAAUGAAAGUAUUAAAAACGGUACUGAACACAUCGACAGUAAUCAAACAAGAAUUACCGAAUUUCAAAUUAUAGAUGUUUGCGGAUCCCGUACAACAUGGGAGCAAUUAUUGAUAAGGAGAAAGUAUUGGAGUCAGAUUGGUUUGGGUGUUGCUAUGUGCAACAAAGAUAUAAUUGGGAUAGCUUUAUGCGCAUUAAAUGAAGAAUGUAUUUAUAUUGAUUUCAGGCCAAAAGGUAUUUCUGAAAUUGAAAUCGAUGAACGACUAGAAGCGUUGGAUAAUAUACUAAAAUCUAAACAGCAAAAAUACAUUUAUGAUUUGCUGUCAUUUUCACGUUCGUUACGAUAUCUGCGAGGUGCAAACUGCCCAGUUUUGCUAUUUAAUCACUGUAUUUGUGUACAAACACUUUCAUACUUAGCCCAUUAUCGUACAGUAAAUGAUUCCGCACUUCUAUUCCAGGAUUUACUUUCACACCUUAUUUCUCCGGAACGUGUGGUAAUUUUAAGAAGUGCUACACCACGAUUACGUGCAGCAAUUAGCGCAUUUAUAUGCUUGCAUAUGCAUGACGAUUUCAUGUCUGCUGCUAUACGAUUAUCCUCGGCUAAAUCUGUGGAAUUGGAAUUGCAAUCAGUUGUUUUGUUCAGUGAAAUAGAAGCUACAGGUAUACCUUUCGAUGCAAAUGAAGCUGAAAUUUUGAAUUCUAAGAUCAAGCGAAAAUUAACGGAAAUUGAAACAAAAGCUUUUGAUAUUGCGGGAAUUCCAUUUAAUUUUAGCUCAGCAGCGGAAAUUUCUCAGAUUCUUUUUGUACGCCUGCAAAUUCCGCCACCAAAUAUAUCUACUGCUCGACAUUAUUCGACGAACAAAAUUGUUUUGCAGCAAUUAGCUCCAAAGCAUUCUAUUAUAAAUUUAAUUUUGGAGUGGAGACGAAUGAAUACCGCUUUAACGACAUCCUUGCCAGCACUUCUAAAAUCAUGUUGUCCUGAUGGACGGAUUCGUUCUAAUUUUGUAAUACAUUGCUGCACUGGUCGCGUUCUAACAGUACAUCCAAAUGUGCAAAAUGUGCAAAAAGAUGUAAUCAUAGAUGGUUUUUCCAUUCGAUCGCUGUUCAUCGCUCCAAAAGGUAGGAUUUUGCUGUCGUCUGAUUAUCGACAGUUGGAAAUGCGAAUGUUGGCACAUCUGUCAGCUGAUCCUCAGCUCAUAUCCCUGUUUUUAGCUCAGGGUGAUUUUUUCGAAAUUAUCACGAAUAGGUGGAAUACCAACGAAAUGUCGCAUAUUAAAGUAGAUCGGAACAAAAUAAAACAGCUUUGUUAUGGUAUUAUCUAUGGUAUGGGUGCUAUGUCAUUGAGUAAGGAAUUGGGUAUUCAAAAACAACAUGCACAACAAAUGAUCAUUUCUUUUUUUCAACAGUUUCCAAAAGUACGAACAUGGAUGGAUAAAAUAAUAGCAGUAUGCCGGAUUGACGGAUUCGUGAGUACCCUUUUAGGUCGUCGACGAUUUUUGCCUCAAAUAACCGGUAUGAUACAAGCAGAAUCAGCUCAAGCUGAACGACAAGCUAUCAAUACUUGUAUACAAGCAAGUGGUUCUGCGGCCGAACUGUUCAAGAUGACGCUGUUAAAUUUGCAGAAGAAUUUAUUAGGUACAAAUUCAUUUAUCGUUAUGCAAAUGCAUGAUGAAGUGCUGAUAGAAACAGAUGAAAGUUCGCUAGUUUCAACUGCUAAAAUUAUCAAACAUUCUAUGAUAUCAGUUAUCCCAAAUUUGCGAGUUCCACUGGCAGUUAGGAUUUCAUACGGUAAAAGUUGGGGGAAACUUCAGGAAUAUGUUGAGACCUGA